UUGAGAUGGCCAAGGUUAGUUAUAAGCUUGCAGUAAGUUUGCUUUUGUCGGUUUGUGGAAUUCAAUCGACGAUUGCUGAGAAGCUAACCUCAUCGAUCGUUGCCACCGUCUUAAGGCAGAGUGAUAAAAAUGUGAUCUUUUCUCCUUGGCUGUUAACGGAAUCUUUAAUGCACUUGCAUUUGGCUGCAGGAGGCAAAAGCGCCCACGAAAUCAACAAAGUUUUGCAAUUAAAUGGCGAAUCGAAAAGUGAGAUUCUUACGAAUUUUUCCAAUUACCAAGAAAGUAUCAACAUAUCUGAAAGUCAAACACUUCACAUGGCAAAUCGAUUAUUUUUGGCAUCGGAUAUAAACCUAUCCUCAGAGUAUCUGCAGCAUGAAAAUGAAAUAUUUCCCAACUCAAGCCAAAGUGUAGAUUUUACAAAGUCCUCAGAGACUAUUCGCAUAAUUAAUAACUGGAUAUCCGAAGAGAGCAAUGGAACAAUAACAAAAUUAGUGGAGCAACUCGAUGCUAAGACAAAAGCUUUGUCCCUGAGUGCUAUUUACUUUAAGGGAUUGUGGAAAUACGCAUUCAAUAGAAAUAAUACCAAGAAAUCUACUUUCUAUAUACCUCAAAAAACUGGUGAAUCGCGUCAAAUCAAAGUCGACAUGAUGUUCCGAAGGGGACUUUGUAGACUAGACAUGAUUGAUAAACUCGAUGCCAUGUCUUUGGAAAUUCCUUACGACAGUUCACAACUUUCAAUGGUGAUUCUACUGCCCAAAACAGUUAAUGGAAUCAAUAAAAUUAUUAACAAUUUGGAUCAAAUGGACAUUGAUGAGAUUGUGCCAAAAAACAAAUGAAAUGUAUGUU
This is a messenger RNA of Drosophila sulfurigaster albostrigata, 846 nucleotides long. RefSeq names its product serine protease inhibitor 3/4-like. NCBI's taxonomy places the organism in Eukaryota, Metazoa, Arthropoda, Insecta, Diptera, Drosophilidae. Gene Ontology annotation, molecular function: serine-type endopeptidase inhibitor activity. The coding region runs from base 6 to 836 and encodes 276 amino acids. The record is from RefSeq and is a predicted model, not a curated record. The transcript has a single exon.